UCUUUGCGACGCUCAGACAUUCUCACUAUGAAGCUCCUAUCACUGUUUCUGGUCAUGAUGGUGAUCCUGUCUGGCCUGAUUAGCUGGGCCAGCGCCAUACCUCACCCCGACCCAGAGGCUGACUUCGGCAGGUUUCAUGGCGGAGGUGGUGGCCAUGGAUUCCACAGGGGACACGGCCAUGGAAUUGGAAGGAUUCAUGGCCAAGGCUUUGCCAGGGGUCACAGCCGUGGCUUCGGUGCUCGUCAUGGUUAAAGCAUUUACGGAUAAUUAAAAGGACGCCAGGUAUCUACCGCUGCAAUCAACCCACUUGUAUACCAGAAUAGAUUCAAUCCAUUACCAUACUGUAAGGUGGAAUUUAUCUCUUCGUUUUAAGAAUAAAUUG
Messenger RNA from Penaeus monodon (black tiger shrimp), 382 nucleotides. Its product is annotated as holotricin-3-like. Bases 28 to 252 code for a protein of 74 amino acids. Lineage: Eukaryota; Metazoa; Arthropoda; Malacostraca; Decapoda; Penaeidae. The transcript has 2 exons. The record is from RefSeq and is a predicted model, not a curated record.